AGAUACUACCGACACGACAACAAGUGAAGACGCGAGAAAACAAUUCCACACGAGGAUGAUUUCAAAAAUCAAAACCUGGAGCCGCUCGCCGCUGAUUCCGGCCAGAGAUCACGGGUCAGCGAUCCUUCCGCCGGCAGAUCGGCCGGAACCCAUUCCGGAGCUGUGCGAGGAGAAGCCAGUGAUGGGGUGGCUGCUCGGCUGGGAGUACGGAAGGAAGUGGCUGGAAAGGCGCGAGGAAAUCCAGAGACACCGGAACAUGGUAAGCAAGUUCGGCAGGAUUCCGCCGGAUUUCAGCUGGUGGCUCAACCAGCGGAGACCGCUCUUUGUGCGCCAACAGCGAUACCGGACCAAGGCCGGACCUCGUCCCCGGAAACAGAUCACAGCUUUCGAAGAAUCCAAGAAGAGGCGUGAGGCCCAAAACCGCAAACUCAUGGAAAGUCAGCCCAAAACUCAGUAGAGUGCCCAAAGUUAGUUUUGUGGC
Drosophila takahashii is the source of this 481-nucleotide messenger RNA. RefSeq lists its product as uncharacterized. Lineage: Eukaryota; Metazoa; Arthropoda; Insecta; Diptera; Drosophilidae. The record is from RefSeq and is a predicted model, not a curated record.